UUGGAGUUGUGAGGGGUGGGAGAGGAAGAGAUGAGGAGAGGAAGUAGGGUCUUGCAGUUUGCUGGAUGACCUGUAGGGAUAGUUGUUUUGGGAGGUUGUGGGGUUUUGGGGGAAGAGACCGGAGAGAGGGAAGGAAGGCAGACAGUGGCUCCUGGUCUCUCUCUCUCUCUCUCUCUCUCCAUGUUUGUCUGGGGUUGAGACGCAGACGGAGGCCUACAACAAGAGGAGCAGGAGGACAGGCGGCAGCUGCAGCCGUACCCGGGCUGAGCAGAGAGGAGAAAAAUCAAAACUCUUAUACGGACUCACGAUUUGAGAAACUAAAAUGGAGGAAAGGCCUAGUUUUCCGAGAAGGAGCAAAGAGAUGGCAAUUGGCAGGGAAGAAACCAGCUCAUGGAGGGGUACUGUGCACCAAGAAAAUCAUUUACAGACUGGAAAUUAUUUAACAGGUUAUAAUAAAAGGUCAGAGAACCUGCUGCCAAAAGAAAAAGAUGUAAUGGAGAACUAUGGUACAAGUCCAAGGAAAGGUGCUCAAAGCAUCUCGAGCAGCCCAAAUACUGCCAAAAGAGGAGGUUACAGCCCGGGGACAUGGAUGAAUGAUGGUUAUAAAGAAAAAAGUAGAAAGCGGAUACCUGAGCAAUAUGGGUCUCCAGUUCAGAAUGUGGAGAGGAACUGGAGGGACAGUCCUUUUGAGUUAAAGUACAAGUCUCCAGCAAAAAACCUUGAGUACAGUAGAAUAGAAUGGAACAGUAAGACUCAAACAAGUGGUGAUAAAACCAGAAGCGUCCGAAGGCAGCUUCAUAUUGAGCCAGGAAAUGAAGAAGCAUUUGAAAGGCAAAGUGAAGGGCGAAAACGGUCCAGGAAAAUAAAGAGAAUGAAUGAACAAUUUGAAGAUAUCAGUGCACCUGUUAUUGAUGAAUCCAAAUUAACAAAGGAGGAACGACUAGGAUUGUGUCAAGCUGAGGAAAGACUAGGUCGAGAAUUUAUCUAUAGAUUGAAAAGGCGUGCCCGAAGUUGCCCUACCGCUAAAUACACCUGUAAACUCUGUGAUGUUUUGAUUGAAUCUGUGUCAUCUGCCCACAAGCACAUCAAAGAAAAGCGACACAAGAAAUAUAUAAAGGAAAAACGAGAAGAAGAAAUGCUCACAAUGCUUCCUCCUCCACGUCCAUCACAAGUAAAAGCAAUUGACGCUGCCAUUGAAAAGGUGGUAAAAGAAUGUGGCAUAACUGAAAACGAUGUGAUUAAAAGGCAUGAAAUUACCAAGGCAAUGGAAAAGAUUGUCCACCAAUUAUUACCAGAUUGCUCACUUAGACUAUACGGCUCCUCUUGUACAAGAUUUGGUUUUAGUGAUUCGGACCUCAACAUUGAUAUACAAUUUCCAGUUCAUAUGAACCAACCAGAUGUGCUAUUGCUUGUUCAAGAAAGCCUUAAGAAUAGCAUUACUUUCAUUGAUGUUGAGGCGGAGUUCCAUGCCAGAGUGCCUGUUGUACUAUGCAGGGAAAAGCAAAGUGGUCUUUUAUGUAAAGUGAGCGCAGGCAAUGAAAAUGCAUGGCUCACAACCUGCCACUUAGCUACCCUGGCAAAGCUGGAACCCAGGCUUACUCCACUGGUUACUGCCUUUAGGUAUUGGGGGAAGCUUUGUCACAUUGAUAGUCCAGAAGAAGGAGGCCUACCACCAUAUGCUUUUGCUUUGAUGAUAAUCUACUUUCUACAGCAACGAAAGGAAGCUGUGCUGCCCGUUUACCUUGGAUUAUGGAUUGAAGGUUUUUCUCUGGAUAACCUGGCAAAUUUCAGUCUUAAAGGUGUAGAAGAUAACCAGGUCAUCUGGGAACUGAAAGCUGUCAGCACAGAUGAUGUUAUUUCGAAUGAAGGAAAAGUAGCACUUACAUUUAGGGAAGAUGAACAAAGUUCCUCCCCUAUGGGCCAACUGUGGGUGGAGCUUCUUCGGUUUUAUGCACUGGAAUUUGCCUUGGCUGACUAUGUCAUCGGAAUACGAAUUCGAGAACCACUUUCUCGGGAAGCUAAAGACUGGCCUAAAAGAAGAAUUGCAAUAGAAGAUCCAUACUCGGUAAAAAGAAAUGUUGCACGAACCCUUAACAGCCAGAUGGUGUAUGAUUACAUCAUUCAUUGUUUGAGAGCAACCUACAAGUAUUUUGCAUUGCCCAAGAACAAAGCAGCAAAGUGCAACAGAAAGGGCAAUACAAAAGUUGAUUCUGAAAGUACUAAAAAGCUGGACAGUAUCAAAACUGGUGGUGCUAUUCCAGCAGGUACUCCCAAUGGAGGGUACUUGCAAUUGCAUACGGAUAGUGAUAAAAUCAAUGCUGUAGAUUCCUUUAGAAAUGAACAAACUAUACAAAACUGUGGAUCUGAAGGAAUUGCUGAGGAAGAGCUGAUUUCUGAUUUUGAAAACAUUUUGAUUACUUCAUAUGAGCCUAAUGAUAAAAAUCAUCCAGAACAAAGUGAAGAUAAGCAAAGCAGUGAUGAUGUUUUGGAAAGUGGAAAUGAUGAGGAGCGGUUUGAUAUGCCUGGAAAGCAGAAAAAGAGUUCAGCUGCUACCAGCAGAGUCUGGGAGGAAGACAAGGGUAACCAUUCUACAGAAGUCGAUAAGGAAACCUCCAGUGAUGAAGAGAUGGGUACCCGUGUUAAAAAUUCUUAUUUUAGAGAUAACUUUUAUUCUGAAAGUCUAUCAGAUUCUGAAGGUUUUCUGAAUCCACAGAAUAUGGAAUGUGAUGAAUUUGGUUUAGAAGACUGCAGUCAACAAGAAGGGAAAGAUGAAGAAGAAAUUGUAUUGAAUGAUGAAGAUAGAGAAAGCUCUGACAGUGUAGAUUUAUUACCUUGCACCCCUGAAAAGCCAAUGCAUCAGCUUGUGGGAGCAGUAAGCAGGAAUGAAGAGGAUGAGGAAGACGAUGAGGAGGAGGAAGAGGAUGAAUUGGAUCUGAAUAUUUCAAGAAUUCACCUUGAUACAGCUGACGAGGAGUUUGAGAAUAUAUGUACUGAGUCCAGUGAGGAAGAUGAUCAGUCUGGUGAGGGUACAGUAAUUCAUGAUGAAUUACUGAACUGCAAGGGACAGACAUCAGCAAAAUCUCAAGAUGGUGCCACUGCUCAGCUAUUUAAACACAGUGUUGAUAAUGAAGUAACUAUGAAGCAGAAACAAGAGCUUCAACUGGAUGAAAUGAAUAAGGAAACUCUUCACCAGGAAUCACAAACCAGUGGAGAGGACGAUAUGUUUUAUACGUUCAACAGAAUUGAUUUUACAAAGGGCAAGGCUUCCAUAAUUGUUUGCAACUUGUGCAAACGAGAAGGACAUUUGAAGCAAGAUUGUCCAGAGGACUUCAAAAAAGUUGACCUUGAUCCAUUACCACAAAUGACACCCAUCUUUCUGGAAUUUCUGGAUCAGGUUUGCUUCCAUUGUUACAAAGAUUUCUCUCCAGAUAGUCUGGAAAUUCAGGCACGUGAACAUAUUUUGCUAUGCCUGGAAGAUUUUAUCAGAACGGAGCUUGAUGCUACAGCAAAUCUCUGCUUGUUUGGGUCUUCCAAGAAUGGGUUUGGUUUCAAACAAAGUGACCUUGAUAUCUGUAUGACAUUUGAAGGUCGUGAAACAGCAGAGGGAUUGAACUGCAUCAGGAUUAUUGAGGAUUUGGCAAGAGUGCUCAGGAAGCAUCCAGGCCUAAGAAGCAUUCUGCCCAUUACAACAGCAAAAGUGCCAAUCGUUAAGUUUUUUCAUGUAAGGAGUGGACUUGAGGGAGACAUUAGUUUGUAUAACACUCUGGCAUUGCAUAAUACUGGACUUUUGGCCUCUUAUGCAGCUAUUGAUCCCAGAGUGAAAUAUUUAGGAUAUACUAUGAAAAUUUUUGCAAAGAUAUGCGAUAUUGGAGAUGCAUCCAGGGGCAGUCUUUCAUCAUAUGCAUAUACUCUAAUGGCACUUUACUUCUUGCAGCAGAGGAAGCCACCAGUUAUUCCUGUCCUUCAAGAGAUAUUCGAUGGAGNAAAAAAGUCAGUAUUUGUCGAUGGCUGGAAUGUUUAUUACUUUGAUAAACUUGAUGAAUUGAAAAACAGGUGGCCAGACUAUGGCAAGAACGAAGAAUCUGUAGGGGAAUUAUGGUUGGGACUUCUCAGGUUCUAUACUGAGGAGUUUGAUUUUAAAGAACAUGUUAUCAGCAUUAGGCGAAAGAAUCUGCUCACAACCUUCAAGAAGCAGUGGACGUCUAAAUACAUUGUAAUAGAGGAUCCAUUUGACCUGAACCAUAAUCUUGGAGCUGGAUUGUCCCGAAAAAUGACAAAUUUUAUCAUGAAAGCUUUAAUCAAUGGAAGAAAAAUUUUUGGAACUCCAGUCAGAUGGAUCCCAAAGGAAUAUCCUGCAUUUUUGGAGUAUUUCUUUGAUCCUGAGAUUCUGACUGAAGGAGAGGUAGCUCCAAAUGACAGAUGUUGUAGAAUUUGUGGGAAAAUUGGACAUUUCAUGAAAGAUUGUCCCAUGAGAAGAUGCAAGACCAGAAGAAGAGAAAAUCGUGAGGACGUUAGAACCAAAAUGGGUUUGAAUGACCAGUUUCAAAAACCUAUUGAAUCCAAACCUAAAAGAAAACAUGAAGAAAAAGAACCUCAAAACAAGGAUGUCCAGAAGAUGUACAGGGAAAGCUUGAAAGAUGUUCCAAAAAUAGAGGGAGAGUUGUAUGGAGAGGCUCGUACCCCACGGAAAACAAAAGAAGAGAAGGUAACAAAUGAAAUUCUGAGAGAUCGAACUCCCAGGCAAUAUGCAGAACAAAGGAGAAAGCAGGAGCAGGAUAAGCGUUGCUUUACCUGUGGGAAAGAAGGCCACAUCAAAAAAGAAUGUCCUCAAUACAAAGGUGGAUCGGGUGCUGAGAAUGCUUCAUCAGUAAGAAUGACUGUGCCCUCUUCAGUAUCAAAUGUCAUAGGAAAUGAAAAUAAAAUUCACAUGAAAGAGAAGAGGAAACAAAAACAAAAAGGAUUCUUAAAUUCUCAGCCAGCAGGCCUUAGCAAUAAAUUCUCAACAAACUCUUCCGCUCAGGGAAAAUCUUCACAUAAAAGAGCCCAACCAGAAUGAAAUUUGAAGAAAGAAAGCCAAAAAGAAAAUGCAGUGCGUUUCCAUUUGGUUGAUGAUUAUAAAUCUAUAAGUUUUGUGUAAAUCCUCUAAUUCUACCACAAUUGAAAAGAGAGUAAAUGAUUUAUGCUUGUCUUGGUGGAACAAAGAGUGUUUUUUUUUAUGUUUUGUGUUUUAAAAUGUUGCCACAAUGUGGUGGCCUGUUCUUUUUUUUAAAAUGAGGAAUGUUUUUAAAUUAGACCACAGGCCUUGUUUAAAAUGUAUUUCAUGUUGUAAUAUCAAGCAUCAGAAAUUGAAAAUUUCAAGCACUGUUUUAAUCUUCUUUUGACCAGUAAGCCAACUAUUACAGAAGUUUAUUUUUCUUCCGUAAAGUAAAUUGCAAACCCAGCUCAUCAAUUCUGGAAUUAUUUCUUGUGCACAUUCAAUACAUGAGUGCUAAUAGUAAUUUAAUUGAAAAUUGUUAAAGUAACAUCAAAGUUCAGAAAUGUUACCCCAAUUUUCAGAAUAACAUUCAAAUUUAGUUCUCCCCUCCUCCCCCAAAAUGUACAUAAACUUGUCACUAAAAUAAAUUCACAAAUAUGUCAUCAGAUUUGUGAUCUUGGAUGUAUUUAAUUACUAUAGAUAGGAGAAUAGGAGUAUAACUUGAUGUAUCAUUGUUUAUAAUCCACUGUUUAUAGUCCACUGUUAAGCACCACGAGACACUGUCCCAUGUGAAGGCCGCUAUAUAAAUGCAAGUUGUUGUUAUAAUAACAAGUCUUUUUGGGAGUUGCUGAUUUAGCAAAUAGUUGGCAGUGGGUAAAUGUUAUUUAUUUACAUUCUAAUCUUUGGACUGUCAAUUGGUUUAAUUUGAACCAUUGAAAUUGAAGCCAAAAUGUAAACAACCCUUUUUAAAAACUUAUAUGAAUAGUUGUGGUUCAAAUUACGUCCCAGUGGUAUUUUUAUGAUUUGAUUUUGGAGGGAAAAUGUUAUAUAAGGUUAUAUGUGCAUCUGGAAAUGGAAAUCUUGAAUUUGUUUAAUACUAUGACUGUGAUAAGUUGCUUUUGAAUAAAUGUGUGUUUUUUGAGGAUUUGCUGCUUAAGUUGCUGAAGUGUUUAAAACACUGAUGCUUGUAUAAAAAGCAAGAUUUGAGAUGUGGAUAGGUACCUCUUGUUUGUACAUAUGUGGUAAAUGUACAUUCAAAAUCUUAACUACUGUAUGUAAAGUCUUGUGGCAACACAAAUAAAAAUUCUUAGAAAAAGGAAA
Callorhinchus milii (elephant shark) is the source of this 6295-nucleotide messenger RNA. RefSeq names its product terminal uridylyl transferase 7 (gene tut7). The record is from RefSeq and is a predicted model, not a curated record. Lineage: Eukaryota; Metazoa; Chordata; Chondrichthyes; Chimaeriformes; Callorhinchidae. Gene Ontology annotation, molecular function: RNA uridylyltransferase activity; zinc ion binding; nucleic acid binding. Bases 323 to 5056 code for a protein of 1577 amino acids. The transcript is spliced from 29 exons.